AUGGUUGCCUUCUGUGUCCAAUCUCUCCUGUGCAUCUUGGGAGUUGCUUCCCUUGCCACAGCUGCAGCCGUUGAUACUACCCAAGCAUGGCAGUUGAGCCAGUAUUGUUGGGCUAACACAAAUGCAGGCAACCAAUUUUAUACUGUCAAUAACGGAGACACCUGUUGGGAUAUAAUCGCCCAUAACCAGAAUAGAUUCACAAUGACCCAGCUUUUAUGCUGGAACACCGAUAUCAACCCAUGGUGCUCCAACUUGAUCCCAGGCCGACAGGUCUGCAUUGGAGUUGAGCGCCCUGGACCCAUCUGCUAG
Molecule: messenger RNA, 309 nt
Organism: Penicillium paradoxum
Lineage: Eukaryota; Fungi; Ascomycota; Eurotiomycetes; Eurotiales; Aspergillaceae
Product: LysM peptidoglycan-binding domain-containing protein
Exons: 2
Coding region: 1-309 (102 amino acids)
Source: RefSeq, a predicted model, not a curated record